UUUGAGGUGAGGAGGACUUGACGAUUCUUCCAGAGAAAUAGAGAGAGAGAGAGAGAGAAUUGGAGCUGAGAAGCUAUGGCGUCGUCGUUGAUGAAGUGGCUCGUAGACCCAAAGAAGAACUGGUUCGCUGCUCAACACAUGAAAUCCAUCUCCAAACGCCUCCGCAGAUACGGCCUUCGUUAUGAUGAUCUCUUCGAUCCCUAUUACGAUCUGGACGUGAAGGAAGCUUUGAAUCGUCUUCCUCGUGAGAUCGUGGACGCCAGGAAUCAACGCCUCAAGCGAGCGAUGGACCUCUCCAUGAAGCACGACUACCUCCCUGAGCACUUGCAGGCUAUGCAGACACCAUAUAGGAGUUAUCUUCAAGAUAUGUUGGCCCUUGUGAAGAGGGAGAAUGCUGAACGUGAAGCUUUGGGAGCUUUGCCCCUCUAUCAGCGCACCAUUCCUUAAGCCUAUUACCAUUUAUACUGCACCUACUUCUAAUUGAAGUAUGUCUUUGUCUUUGGUUGAAGAAUAAGAAAUGUGUUUCUGGUAGGUUCCAUGGCAAUGGAGAGAGAGCAGCAGCAUCAUGUCAGUGUUACAUACUCUAUUCCCUCUAUAUAUGUAUGCUCUCUGUCUGAAUUGCUGAACUACUCAUUAUAAUUGUUUGUUCGCACAUGUUUGAUAUCUCUGGAGUUAUGUACCAACAUUGAUUUGUCUGUUAUGAUUCUGUCUCUCAUUGAUAGCU
Molecule: messenger RNA, 724 nt
Organism: Camellia sinensis
Lineage: Eukaryota; Viridiplantae; Streptophyta; Magnoliopsida; Ericales; Theaceae
Product: cytochrome b-c1 complex subunit 7-2, mitochondrial
Biological process (GO): mitochondrial electron transport, ubiquinol to cytochrome c
Cellular component (GO): respiratory chain complex III
Source: RefSeq, a predicted model, not a curated record